This is a messenger RNA of Ipomoea triloba (trilobed morning glory), 1181 nucleotides long. Its product is annotated as light-induced protein, chloroplastic-like. The record is from RefSeq and is a predicted model, not a curated record. The transcript is spliced from 3 exons. Bases 61 to 1029 code for a protein of 322 amino acids. NCBI's taxonomy places the organism in Eukaryota, Viridiplantae, Streptophyta, Magnoliopsida, Solanales, Convolvulaceae.
UUCUAACCAUUCUGUUUUCUCUCAUAGGCUUCGAAUUUCAGCGCUCGAAACUGAUCAAAAAUGGCGUCGAUUUCAUCUUUCACUCAAUUCCAUUGCAAUCCCGUCGGCUUGAUCGCUCCACAAUCCCCAUCCACCUCGAAACCCUCUGUAUUUCCGGUGAAAUCGACGAUUUUCGCGUCGAAAAUGGCCGCAUUGAGGUCAUUCCCGAACAGGGGAUUGGCGAACCCGAAGAAGAAAUUCGUUGUCCGCGCCGUUAGCGAUGACGAGUGGGGCGAGGAGAAAAAGGAGCCUCUAUCGGCGGGCGUCGCAGUGGUAGAAGACGAGCCGGCCGUGCUAACGGAAACCGAUGUGUUGAAGAAACAGCUGGUGGAUUCUUUCUACGGGACCAAUAGAGGAUUGGGCGCUAGCAGCGAGACGAGGGCGGAGGUCGUCGAGCUUAUCACGCAGCUGGAGGCUAAGAACCCUACUCCGGCGCCCACGGAGGCGUUGACUCUCCUCAACGGCAAAUGGGUUCUUGCGUACACGUCUUUUAUUGGGUUGUUCCCAUUGUUAUCAAGGGGCACACUCCCUCUGGUCAAAGUUGAAGAAAUAUGUCAAACCAUUGAUUCAGAAAGCUUCACUGUUCAGAACUCUGUUGUGUUUUCUGGACCAUUGGCUACCACUUCCUUUAGUACCAAUGCCAAGUUUGAAGUCCGAAGCCCUAAGCGUGUGCAGAUAAAGUUUGAAGAAGGCAUUAUUGGGACUCCACAGCUCACAGAUUCCAUUGUGUUACCUGAGAAUGUAGAAUUUUUGGGACAAAAGAUUGAUCUCACUCCUUUCAAAGGUUUGAUUACUUCUCUCCAGGAUACGGCUUCAUCAGUCGUGAAGUCCAUUUCUAGCCAACCGCCAUUGAAGUUUUCCCUUGCCAAUAGCAAUGCCGAGUCCUGGCUUUUAACUACCUACCUGGACAGCGAGCUUCGGAUUUCAAGAGGAGAGGCGGGCAGUAUCUUUGUGCUGAUCAAGGAAGGCAGCCCCCUCUUGAAGCCUUAGACUAAUUCCAGAAUUACUAUCUUCUUGUAUGUCCCCUGCCUUUCUAGUCUUGUACUUGUACUUCUGAAUGUGAAAUGGUCUAAAUGAGCCAAAUAAACUGCUAGUUGUUAUUUGUAGGCUUGUUAAUGAAACCCAUCAUAUUUGUUCAGAAA